CUACUGCCUUAUUUGGCAGGAGGAGGCAGUCCUUAUGUGACUGGGGUGGAAAAUGGUGGAAAGGAAAUUCAGACGGCUGCAGUAGACUGAAGGAUACCAGCAGUUUUAUCUCCGCCUACUGACUCACAUUGUUCGGCUGUAGCGUGGCAGAAGACAAGAAGUAAUGGCUGACGCCGGGCAGAUCAAGAAAACUGCAGCCAAAGUGCUGUGCUGCGUGGAGAAGGUUUCCUCCUUCGCUUCUUCCAUCGACCCCAUUUUCGGCGUAGUUUCUUCCCUGGUCGGGGUUGCCCGCAAGGGCCUGUUGGAUGAAGAGGGCCACGAGCUGGACAAGGACUUCCAGGAAAUCAAUACUAAACUAGAGAGCAUCUCCCAGAAGAACCAACACUGCCUGAGGAAGAUCCGCAUUGAUGAAGUGAACGAAACCUACGGCAAGUAUGAGGAGUUCAUCAAGCACCAGUAUGCUGCCUUCAACACCAUGGUGGCUCAGGUGAAGAAAGAUCCAGACCACACCCAGCGCUACAUGGACAACUUUGAGAAAACUUACGAGAGAGACAAGAGCGACCUGAGCCUGGACGUCUACUACCGCGGCGUGAUGGGCACACACUCGCUGUUUGGAAGACCGCUGCUGAAGGUGUAUCUGGACAACUGCGACGGCGACCGCGAGAUCAUGGAGCACCGCUGUUCGCACAUCGCUCACCUGUUCCACAUGGGCCUCAUCGCCCUCAUGGCCUACACAGCUGUUACUGAAGACGACGAAGACGAAGUGUGGGAGAAGUGGGCCGGCAGGGUGCAUGACAUCCAGGAGAAGAUGCAGGAGGUGAUGAGUCAGUGCAAACAACCGGAAAAAUCACCUUCAACAUGAACCUCUGCAGAGAGAGAAAGAGAAAGACGGGUGGCUACAGCGAGACAUCUCAGCUCAGCUGUGGCCAAAUGGGGGAAAAAUGAUAAAGGAUGCUAUAUUAUAAAGAUUUAUUAGACCAAAGCCUUGUACGUAUUCCUGUACUUUAGCUGCAUCUUAUGUUUGCAUUGUUAGUUGUUGUCAUGUGUGCAUUAUUAUCCAAAACGACCACUGUCGGCUGCUGUCAGGAAAUGCUGAAGUUUUAUACAGCCUCUCCAUUAACAUACAUAAAUUAUUAUUUGCUCAAGCUGUGUCAAUAUGGCAAAUCCAAAUCAUCUCUGCAUAAUUAGACUUCUCUCAGAUGUGUGUUCUGUGCUGUACAUUUUCUAAAUUGUACCAAAAUACAAUAAAAAAAACCCCAUCUGAUUACAAUUAUUUUUCUUAUUAUUUUUAAACACGUCAUAAUUAUUGAAAGAAAGAGGCCUCAUAAAGUAAAAAAUUUAUCUCAGGGGAAAAAUGACAGUCUGAAGUGCCAUCACACAAAGACUCUGGUUGACCAAUAAACAAAAGACAUUAAAUACAAUGGGGCUGAAGUGAUUUUUCUGGUUGGUGGUUGUUUAAAUGUCAGGACAUGCUUGUGCAUGAAUCAUUUCUUUAGAUUGAGGCAUGAUGAAAGGUUGCAAAAGUUGUGAAAUGAUCAACUAUUCAAAGUAAUCACUGAUUCAAGGCAAUAACACAAUAUGUCAAAUUAUAAGAUAUGACAAUAGAAGUAAACUGAAAGACAGAUUUGGGAGUUUUAAGGGUUGACUAAUAUCUGAAUAAAGCUGCAGCCCAUUAACUUGAUAUGA
Salarias fasciatus (jewelled blenny) is the source of this 1686-nucleotide messenger RNA. It is a transcript of the gene rpz2, whose product is annotated as rapunzel 2. The coding region runs from base 164 to 862 and encodes 232 amino acids. The record is from RefSeq and is a predicted model, not a curated record. Lineage: Eukaryota; Metazoa; Chordata; Actinopteri; Blenniiformes; Blenniidae. The transcript has 2 exons.